Gadus morhua (Atlantic cod) is the source of this 765-nucleotide messenger RNA. RefSeq names its product FMRFamide-related neuropeptides. Bases 197 to 643 code for a protein of 148 amino acids. NCBI's taxonomy places the organism in Eukaryota, Metazoa, Chordata, Actinopteri, Gadiformes, Gadidae. The transcript has 3 exons. The record is from RefSeq and is a predicted model, not a curated record.
AUCAACCCAACAAACCAGCAGGACAGGUCGACAUUUUACCUGUUGCCCUGGUUACCUGGGCUGAACACGCCCACCCCAGCUGCUACCAAUCAGGAGAGGGAGUGAAGAGGUGCAGGCAGCAAGGAAUCCUCAGUAUUCUAGUUUCAACAGCCUGCCGACAGACACAGAACCACGGACAGACUAGAGACAGACAGACAUGUCAUUUUUUUCAGGACUUGUGGAGAAGGCAGUAGAUAAAGCUGUGGACCAUGCCAAGGACAAAGUGAUGGAUAUGCUGGGAGUAGGAGGCAAGGACGAGGACGAGGAGGAGGAGGAGGAAGGAGGCAUCAAGAAGUUCUUCUCCUUUGGGAAGGACAAGGAGGAGGAUGACGAUGACGAUGAGAAGAAGAGCGGGCUCAGCCGCUUCCUGUCCUUUGGAGGAGAUGACGAUGAGGAGGAGAAGAAGAAGAGGAAGAAGAAGGAGGGAGGAGGUGAUGGGGACAUGUUGGACUUCCUGUCAUUUGGUGGAGAAGACGAGGAGAAGAAAGGAGGUUUCCACGGCCUCUUCUCUGAGCAGCAGCCAGGAGGUGGAGCAGGAGGCGCAGGGGAGAUGAGUCUGACGGACAGCCUGGGGGAGAUCGCUGAGGAGAUGUCAGCCGAGUAGAUGACCUGCUGUCAUCUCAUCUGUAACAUCUGGACCUGGACCCUCCAGACCCAACCCCUCUAGAGCCAGCCCCUCUACCCCCCCAGCCCCUCCUACCCCUCUACCCCUCCAGCCCCUCUACC